Clupea harengus (Atlantic herring) is the source of this 1986-nucleotide messenger RNA. RefSeq names its product UBA_like_SF and PTH2 domain-containing protein. The record is from RefSeq and is a predicted model, not a curated record. Gene Ontology annotation, molecular function: protein binding; peptidyl-tRNA hydrolase activity. NCBI's taxonomy places the organism in Eukaryota, Metazoa, Chordata, Actinopteri, Clupeiformes, Clupeidae. Gene Ontology annotation, cellular component: cytosol.
GAACUAUGUGACAAUAUCCGUCACUGCACAACCAACAAAGUAUCGCAGGAUUUGUACUCAAAAUGGUAUCGAUAGUUAAAGUACAGUGAACAGCUCACGCCCUACUGCGAAUCAAGGAACGCUGCUAGUAAUACUGCAAAUGAUAUCUUUUCUGAUUCACAGAAAGGCAACAAUUGCAGCCUACGCCUUAGAAAGCAGAUAAAAACAACUGCACACGCAAGGAGAGUUGCUAGCAUCGCUAGCAAAAUAAAUUCAGUUGUGCUAGCCAACAAGCUAGCUACGCAGAACAGCAAUAAGUUAUGGAGCCAUCAGAGCAGUCUGCUGCAGACCCAGAGUCCCAGGAGGUAAAUCCAGUCUACCUUCAGCAGCUGCGAGAGCUGGACAUUCCUGAGGAGGCUGCAAAGCAGGCCCUGUUGCAUACACGAAAUGUGUCUGCAGAAGAGGCAGCCAUGUACUACUUCAACAAGCUAGAGAAUGAGGAAGAAGGAGAUGAGGAUCUGAUGUUCAAAAUGGUGUUUGUUGUAAACAUGGAUCUGUCAAUGGGUGUCGGCAAGGUGGCAGCCCAGGUUGGGCAUGCAGCUGUGGGCUUGUACCAGGCCAUGCAGGAGAAGAAUAGCUGGAGAGAGAUGGCCUGGAAGUGGGACCAUUCUGGGGCUAAGAAGGUUGUGUUGCAAGGAUCUAACAUGGCUCACCUGCUAGAACUCCAGGCUUUGGCGAUGAGUCUUAGUUUGCCGACAUACCUAGUACAGGACGCUGGACUGACUCAGGUGGAGUCUGGCUCUCGAACCGUCCUGGCCAUCAUUGGAGAGGAAGAGAUGGUGAACAACGUCACCGGAAGUCUAAAACUCCUCUGAGCACGGAUUUGAGGGUGCUGUGAAAAUGAACGGCUAUGCAGUACCACCCUUUAACCACCUGGGGGCGGCAUAGCUUCACAACAGCUACUCUUGGCAUGCAAGCGUUAUAAAACAGCCCAUUUUCAAAAAGAAUACAAAGAUACCGAGGACACCAUCCUCCCUAACAAACACACAUAUUCACAAUCACUUACACAGAUAUUUGUUUCCUUUCCGUGUCACUGAUAAGUGUGAUGGAAAGGCCACUCAGCGGGAGAGACGCCGAUAUCUUAGGUUUAUGAAAGCUUGAGGCCCCUUGUGUCCAUGUCCGAGACAUUAUUUCGAGACAUUAUAUAACUUGGACGCCCGAGUUUACAAUGAUGACGAUAGAAAACGAGGUGAUAAGAAAGAUGGCCAUAGUAGAGGUAAAAAUCAUGUUUGUUGUGAAAUAAAAUUUCGUGACUAGUCAUUAUUUAAACACCAACAUGUUACCAGCGUUCCAUGAAUAUAUAUGAGAAAGUCUUAAAAUAGGACCCAGUGUUUUUUGGUGAUCUUCGAGCCAAAGUAGUUGCCGUGGAAAAGAUAGAUUGUAAAUUAUGAUUCUAAAUGUAGGAUAACAGUGUCCCUUAAAUUUCUAAUAAGAUUGCCACAUCACUGAAGGUUUUUCCUUUACUGCUUCUUUGAUGUUAAAAUCAAUGUAUGUGUACUUUUAUGUAGCCUAUGGUAGUGACAUGCCCUCCCUGGGGAUCCCAUUUUAGGAAUGACUAAUGCAUAUCAACGUAAAAUUGGCAAGCUUUCCCAUAUGUAUUGUGCAGUGCCAUGUUUAAUAUUUCCCUGCAAUUGCUGUUGGACUCUGUUACCUUAACUUUUUUUUUCUGCUGACGGGAAGAGGUCAUCUUGACAGUGGAGUGCUCUCAUCUGGAACAAUGGGACCUUUAAUUUUGUUUCAUAACAUGCUCUUGAUAGCACUGUAACACUAUUGCAGAUCUGAACCCUGUGCGCAUUGUUAUUAGGCAUGGGGUGAGGUUGAUGUUGUAUGUUUACAAAUGUGUCGUGUUCCUAUUCUUCCUUAAUUCAGAAAAGUAUGUGUAAUGGUUUUAAGUGUGAUUAAUGAAGAUAUGAAGGGGUGUUAAAACAAGACAUGAACGAAUCACAA